UACUAUAUAAGACUGGUCUUUCAGUUGUCCCAUUAUCAGUCAGCUUCAUUCGCUUCCACAGCAGCACAACACAGACCAAAAACACAAAAUCCCCUCAACAUGUUCAAAUUGGUGGUGUUGUCUGCUCUCCUCGCCGUAGCUGUCGCUCGUCCCGGCCAUCUGUAUGAGUCUCCGCUGGUCUAUUCCGCCCCGGCUACCACAACCAUCGUGCAGGAGCCCUACCUGGCCAAUGUUGGUUCCGUGGUAAAGAGCGUUCCCACCUCUGUCUCCCACCAGAGCCAGUCGGUGGUCCACAGCUCUGCCCAUGUCGUCCAGGAUGUUGUCGCUCCCGUGGUGAAGACCUAUGCAGCUCCCGUCAUCACCAGCUACGCGGCAUCUCCUCUCGUCCACACCUCAUACGCCUCUUCCCUCGUCCAUACUUCCUAUGCGGCCACUCCCGUCGUCUACAACGCUGGCUGGUAA
Messenger RNA from Drosophila persimilis, 462 nucleotides. RefSeq names its product retinin. NCBI's taxonomy places the organism in Eukaryota, Metazoa, Arthropoda, Insecta, Diptera, Drosophilidae. The record is from RefSeq and is a predicted model, not a curated record. Bases 100 to 462 code for a protein of 120 amino acids. The transcript is spliced from 2 exons.